CCAUCGCCCGCUGCGCGAGUAGCUCAAUGCCCAGCCUUAUAAGGUGAAAACAAGCUUUACUUCUUACCUUUGACGACGCGUUCAAACGACCUGGUGUUGUGCCGCUUUCUAAUAAGCUUUCCACUCGUUAGUUCAUGUUGCCAACUUAUCAAAACAAGAUGUGUUAAAUACAGCUCUUCGCGGGGCGAUAUCCGGUCAGCCCCGCGGUCGCGCAUGUCUAGCAAAGUGAGCAAAUGAGCCGGCCAACGAGCAGGCAGUCAGAAAGCCGGCCCCAGACGGUUGAGGCCCAGCCUGGUGCGGGGUCUUUGCAGACGGUCCCGUCACCAGCGCGGCAGGCAUCGAAAAAUGGCAGUCGCCCAGCAACGCGCGAGGCUCCAAACACCGCCAGGGGGGACGGGGAGACCCUGGGCGUCGUACCUUCAUGCCCUGGGAGGCUAACGGAUGCUUACGACGUCCAGAAACCCGUGGGGAAAGGCGGCUAUGCGGUGGUCUACAAGGGCAUCCGCCGGGACGACGGUCGCGUGGUGGCCGUGAAGAAGGUCGAGAUCUUUGAGAUGAGCGCCAAGAAGCGCGAUCGGUGCCUGCAGGAGGUGACGCUGUUGCAGCAGCUGGACCACCCCAAUAUCAUCCAGAUGCUGGACGCCUUCAUCGAUGAGAACAUGCUCAUCAUCAUCUUCGAGUGGGCGCCUGCUGGCGACCUCAAGCGCCUCAUCAAGAAGACAGCGGAGCAGGGCAAAACGCUGGAUGAGCCAAGCAUUUGGACGCUGUUCUACCAGGUCACGGACGGUCUGCGCUACAUGCACCAGCACCGCAUCAUGCACAGAGACAUCAAGCCGGCCAAUGUGCUGGUGGGCGCCAACGGGGCGCUCAAGCUGGGGGACCUGGGGCUGGGCCGACAGCUGAGCGAGCAGACGAUGGAGGCGUUCUCCAAGGUGGGCACGCCCUACUACGUGUCGCCUGAGGUAGUGCGCGGCGCGGGCUACGACUGGAAGAGCGACGUGUGGUCCAUGGGCUGCCUGCUGUACGAGCUGGCCUGCCUGCGCUCGCCCUUUGAGAUGGAGGGCGCCAACCUGUACGACGUGUUCCAGAAGAUCAGCAAGGGCGAGUAUAGCCCGCUGCCGGCCGACCAGUUCAGUGCGCCGCUGCGCUCGCUGGUGGGCCGCAUGCUGCAGAUAGACCCCGCCAAGCGCCCCGAGCUGGAGGAGGUGUGGACCAUCACAUCGGGCGCGGUGCAGUCGCAGGCGCGCACCCGCACCGACGUGCACGGCGCCGCCGCCGAGGUGUACGAUCACGUGGUGCUGCUGUCCUGCGAGGUGACCAACCGCCUGCGGGGCAAGCCGCCACCGCCAUCCACGCCGCCGAACGGCAAGCGGCGAGGCGACGCCGCAGCAGCAGCGGCAGCGGCUGCCGCCGCCGCCGCCGUCUCCAAUGGCUCGCUGGCACCGCCGCCCACGGACACCAUCCGCUCGCUACAUCCGCUCUACUUUAGCGAACCUCUAGUCCCUCAGCUUCGAAGUGACUAUGACGCCUUUCAGAAGCAGCAGCUGGGUGCCUUUCUGGCGGUGUUGGCUUGGCUGCUGCGGCUGAACGGCAAGCCUGACGCCGCGGCCGCGGUGGAGGCCAAUCUGGAGCUGGUGCCGACGGCGCGCGCGCCCACCGUGCGCCUGGCCGCGGCGUCGCGAGCGAACGGAGCCGGCGGCGGCGGCGGGCCGGCGGCUGGGCAGCUGCACCUGUGCACCAACUUGUUGAAGGGGGCGGAGGCGGCCAAGAAGGGUGCUCAGGUGCUGGGCCUCAGCACCGAGUUCGCGCCGGUGAACGCCAUCGCGCUGGGGCACGGCCGCGCCGUGUGUGGGCUGCUGCAGGACGCACUGGCGCUCACGGCGGGCCGCGUGCCGCUGGCGGUGCGGCCGCUGGGGCGGGCGGCGGAGGCGGCGGCGGAGGAGGUGGCGGACGAGGCCGACGGCGUGCUGGAGGGCCCGGCGGAGUCGGUGCUCACGGCGGCGGGGACCGGGGGAGGCGCGGGCGGGUAUGGGAGUGACGGUGACGACGAGGCGGAGUACUCGGGCUCGGCGGCGGACCAGCAGCGUGCCAAUGAGUCGCUGCGGCCGGGCGCCGCCAGCACCAGCGGCGGCGGCGGCGGAGCCGGCGGGGGGAGAGGCGGCGGCAGGGGGAGAGGCGGCAACCCGGCGGCGGUGUCCAUGACGCAGGUGGACCCGAUUGCUUGGCGGCAGGAGUUGGAGCGGCUGGCUCCGCAGCUGGGCCGCAUCAAGAUCAGUGCGGAGGCGGCCGCGGGGGACUGGGCGCAGCGCUGGGCGCAGACCAAGGAGCAGCUGUCCACGCUGGCGGGCGCGGCGCCGGACGUGCGCGCCACGCUGGGCAAGCUGGGCGAGGGCGUGUCGCGCGACCUGGACCGGAUUCAGACCUCGGAGCAGCGGCUGAACGACAACACGCGGGAGAUGCUUGCUGAGUACGCGGCUAUCCGGCGGCGGUUUGACGCACUGGCUCGCGAGCGGCGUACACACGACGAGCUGUUGGAGAUGGGCAGUGCGGCGCUGCACGAAAUCAAUGAGAAGCUGGAAGAGGUGCAGCAGGGCAUACAGGACAAGACGGACGGGCUGGACGGCUCGCGGCAGGUGAAGCUGAUGCACGACGCGAUGCGGAGCAUGCACAAGGAGAUGCGCAAGAUGGAUGUGCGCAUGGGCGUGGUGCGGCACCAGCUGUGGGCCAAGCAGGUGGGACGGACCCUCAAGCUCAGCGCGGCGGCCGGGCGAGGCAGCGACAACGAUGACGACGACGACUGAGUGAUGUAGGUAGCUAGGACUGUGGGACGUGGGGUCGCGCGGCUGCGCGGAAUGUUGACUGCAGAGGUGUUGAUGGUUGCUUGCGUAAUGUGUGAUGUAGGGCGAAGACUUUGCUUGGACCGGACAGCUCGUAUACGGAUAUGACGUUGCGACGUAACAAAUGGGUACGGGGUCUGCGGGCUGCAGUGAUGCUGCCGGCUGAAGAGGUGGCGAAGUUCGGAAGCUUGGGAGUUCCACAGCGGGACUGCGACACUUGUGGCACUGCAUCAGGAGGAGCACGCAGGAGGAGGCAUGCACGUGAUAUUCAUCCUACUUGUAUUUCCGUCCUGGGUGGCGGCUACGAGGUGCAGCUGAGCGAGAGCAACUGACGGGGUGGGCCGUGUGAGCCCUUUGCACGAUGCAAUAAUGAAACAAG
This is a messenger RNA of Chlamydomonas reinhardtii, 3216 nucleotides long. RefSeq lists its product as uncharacterized. Gene Ontology annotation, molecular function: protein kinase activity; ATP binding. NCBI's taxonomy places the organism in Eukaryota, Viridiplantae, Chlorophyta, Chlorophyceae, Chlamydomonadales, Chlamydomonadaceae. The record is from RefSeq and is a predicted model, not a curated record. The transcript has 7 exons. The coding region runs from base 234 to 2801 and encodes 855 amino acids. Gene Ontology annotation, biological process: protein phosphorylation.